GAAAUUUCUAAGCUUAGUAGAAUCUCCAACGUGGCUCGUGCACACGAUUGUUCCGAAAUCCGACUGCCAGCUAAUAUUGUCGUGUCAGACUCGGAGGCGCUCAAGUGCUGAGCCGAAGGAGGAUGUCUCAGGGCUUCUUCUGCUUGUCUCCUGCAACUUUGCACCUCGACUUUAACCAUUCCUCGACCCUGUCAUGUCUCUCCAGCCAUUCAUAUCUCUGUAUCAGUAUGCUCUCGAACCCAUAGCACCUUUUAGCUGGUUUGGUAUCAAGGUCUGCUCCAUCGAAUUGGUAGCCGCCUUGCGGCUUUGCACCGUCUUGAGACAGACCAAGGAAGAUUUAUAUGCCAAGCAUCAGCGCCGUGCUGGCGAUAAACCUGCACCCGUGGAGGAGAGGUCCUUCCUAAGAGACGCAUGUACCUCGCUCACGAUCAAAUUUGGAGGAGAGGCCAUUAUAGGCUCUCUGCUCGGUGUCCCCCCAUCUUUCGUGCUCUCAGGUGUUUCCCCCGGUGUGUACAUCGCCGCGCAGGCGAUCGUAGAGUAUAUCCCUGUUAUACCGUCCAUGUCACUCAGCACUGAGCUUCCGUUGUCUAUCGUCGACGGAUUCACACGCGCAUUGCUUCUAUGCAGCCUCAUACCUAAACCUGUUAUCACUCACGCAUCCCCUGUGAUCGCAUCCUCUCCCUGGACUCUUUUGCUAUCCUCUCUCGUCAUCGCAAAUGGAGGCUUCUUCAUAACCAGCAUGUUCUCCUUCCUCGAGCCUACCCCGCUCACGCUCACGACUCCCGCUGCGAUCAAACCCUACGGCUGGACAGCCACAGAUAUUUGGUGUGCGCCGUUCAUCACAGGGCUUUAUGCCCUCCUCACGCACGCCCAGCCGUUCUGGGCUGAGCUCCACGGCGUGAUCUCAACCGUCCUCGGAAACACCGGCGAUAAAGUCGGUCCUAUGGACCCAGAAGCUGCCCGUGCGCUAUGCGCGCUAAUCCUUGCGGGAAUGUUCUCUACUCGGACUGCGAAGAACUAUGGGCUUGUUUGGAAGAGGGGUGUUGCUGAGAAAAUCAAAACACAGUGAAUAACUGGAGUGAUAUUGGUUUUAUGAACGAUGAAGAUCUAAAUGUGUACGAAAUUUAUGAAUGAGAUAUGUCUGUUCUGCCACCACCACUGCAUGCGUAUGUGACCUACCGCAAGUGAGCUCAAUAUGUACGCCAAGCUCCCGACUUGGGCCUUUGUGGCGAUGACAGGUGCAAGGCGCAGGAUUUAUGCAUACCAUUGUUACUAUGACAUUAGUUCUCCAAUCUUGUUUUAAGCGACGAUCUUGGAGUCUCAUACUGCAGGUAUUUUCAUAUAUUACCAACGACAUCGUCCGAGUCUU
Suillus bovinus is the source of this 1369-nucleotide messenger RNA. RefSeq lists its product as uncharacterized. The record is from RefSeq and is a predicted model, not a curated record. The transcript has 4 exons. Lineage: Eukaryota; Fungi; Basidiomycota; Agaricomycetes; Boletales; Suillaceae. The coding region runs from base 194 to 1069 and encodes 291 amino acids.